Oldenlandia corymbosa var. corymbosa is the source of this 680-nucleotide messenger RNA. NCBI's taxonomy places the organism in Eukaryota, Viridiplantae, Streptophyta, Magnoliopsida, Gentianales, Rubiaceae. The record is from the annotation of a GenBank genome assembly.
GGUGAGAGAGAGAAAAAAAAAAAAAAAAAUUUCGGAAGAUUCUCCUAAUUUUCUUCCACUCCGGCGUCUCAGAUUUCUUCCUCUUCAGUUGCUAAUCGAAGAUGUCAGGACGUGGUAAGGGAGGCAAGGGUUUGGGAAAGGGAGGAGCAAAGCGUCAUCGGAAGGUGCUCCGGGAUAACAUUCAGGGAAUCACCAAGCCGGCGAUUAGGCGUCUGGCUCGUAGGGGAGGCGUGAAGCGAAUCAGCGGUCUGAUCUACGAAGAGACCCGUGGAGUUCUUAAGAUCUUCUUGGAAAAUGUGAUCAGAGAUGCCGUCACCUACACUGAGCACGCUCGCCGGAAGACGGUCACCGCCAUGGAUGUGGUUUAUGCUCUCAAGAGGCAAGGCCGUACUCUCUACGGAUUCGGCGGUUAGGUUUUCUUUAGUUGGGGAAUUGGGGUGAGGGUUAUGGAGGUUUGGGCAUUUUACUUGUUAUAAGAAUCUGCAAUUGGUUUGUUCUGUUCUGGCCCAUUUUCUCAGUGGGAUUAUUAUGGAUUUAUAUUCUUAUUAGUAGUAGUAAUUGUUGAUGUACUUAUCUUAGUAUGAAUUUAGUUCCAUCUCGAAUUGAAAAACUUCAAGCUCUAAUUAUUAUCUCUCUAUAUCAUCUGAAUGCCAAUGCAAACUGUGACUUUUCAAUUUUCA